AUGAACAAUCAAUACAUCCGCCGGGAAGUCUUCUGCUGUGAAACCUGCCAAGAGCUCAAAAGCUUCUGGGAAAAAGAAAUUAGUAAACAGACUUGCUACCGAGAAUUGGAGGAAGAUCGUCAGGGAAGAAGCGCUCUGAAAAAGCUGCGGGCGGAAUGGAAGCAGAGGCUGGAGCAGAGGCUGCGGGCGCUGGACGACGCCAGAGACGAGGAGAAGCGGGCAAAGCCCGCGCCCGAGAGCUGCGCCCUGCGGACCCCACAGACAGCAGCCACCGAGGGCACUUUUCUAGGAGAAAAACUGACGCCCAAGUUAUGCUGA
Cynocephalus volans (Philippine flying lemur) is the source of this 318-nucleotide messenger RNA. RefSeq names its product protein FAM240B-like. Lineage: Eukaryota; Metazoa; Chordata; Mammalia; Dermoptera; Cynocephalidae. The transcript has 2 exons. The record is from RefSeq and is a predicted model, not a curated record. The coding region runs from base 1 to 318 and encodes 105 amino acids.